Numida meleagris (helmeted guineafowl) is the source of this 1324-nucleotide messenger RNA. RefSeq names its product armadillo repeat containing 7 (gene ARMC7). Bases 130 to 678 code for a protein of 182 amino acids. The record is from RefSeq and is a predicted model, not a curated record. Gene Ontology annotation, molecular function: protein binding. The transcript has 3 exons. Lineage: Eukaryota; Metazoa; Chordata; Aves; Galliformes; Numididae.
AUGGCCGCCUGAGAGCAACGCCCACAAAAUGGCGGCCGCGAGUUGCUGGACGGCCCCGCCCUCUACCCCGCAGGCGGCGGCGGCGGCUGGUCGCGGCUGCGUGGCGGGCUCUAGUUCUCAGCGCUCGGGAUGGAGCUGGGGAGGCUGGAGUAUCUGCAGGCCCUCGUCACUGAGUUCCAGGUGACAGACAGCCCAGAGGCCAAGGAGCAGGUCCUGGCCAACCUGGCCAACUUCGCUUACGACCCCAAGAACUACGAGUAUCUGCGGCAGCUCCAGGUGCUGGACCUGUUCCUCGACAUGCUGACUGAGGACAACGAGACCCUCGUGGAGUUUGCUAUGGGUGGUCUGUGCAACCUGUGCCUGGAUAAAACUAACAAAGACUAUAUCCUGGAGGCCAGUGGGGUGGAGCCCAUAAUAAAUUGCCUCUCCAGCUCCAAUGAAGAGACAGUCAUGUCAGCAGUCACAACCCUGAUGUAUCUGACAACGCCACAGUCAUGCCAGCAGACCACACCUCUCCCAGUGGUGGAGUGCAUGCUUCGCUUCUCUCUCUCGGCCAGCAGAAGGCUAAGCAAUCUGGCAACCAUCUUCCUGGAAGAUUACUGCACACCUCUGCAGGUGGAAGAGGCCAAGAACCUAAGCAAACACACAGCAGUAGGGAUUCCUCUCCCUAAGGACUGAAGCUGCCAGAGCAGCUUGGAACUGUUGAGAGGGGCACCUCUCCAUUUUCUCAGGUCUCCCCCUAAUGCUCAGUAGAUCAAGAGCAUGAUGAGAACAGUAAAGAGGGAAAUAAGUUAGACUAGCACUGGAUUUUAGUUACUAUUGAAGAGGAUGGUACAGCACUAUAACAGGCCAAGAGUGCAGCUGAAACUGGAAGCAAAUAUUUUAAAUAAAAAAGGUCACGGCUGUUGGACAGCAGGAUGCUGAGUGCAGCUCAGCACCAGCUUGCAAGUAUAACCUUUUCUAUCAGUUGCUUUUUUCAACUUGGGAUAUUGUUCAGCUUGUAUCACUUCCAGUUCCUGGGUCAUUUUUGCCAUAGCUUCCCACUGUCAACUCAGAUGACUUUGAAAUGACCCAAACUUCAUCGCUCCUGCAGAAGAAACGUGUCUCCCUACCCUGGUAAUAUGCAAUCCUAUUACAUAGCUUUGGUACUAAAUAUACCAUCUUAUCAUCAUGCCAUAGAACAGGCGAUAGCUAUCCUGUAAGUCAGGAAGUAGAAAGCUGUAUUUCUCUAACUACCACCGGUGAGAAAGGUGCAGGUAGAAAAAGGGCUUAUGGCAUUCAGAUUCACAAGAAAAGCCUUCUCUUAAUAAAACAUUAACUUAAA